Molecule: messenger RNA, 3881 nt
Organism: Marmota monax (woodchuck)
Lineage: Eukaryota; Metazoa; Chordata; Mammalia; Rodentia; Sciuridae
Gene: Dtwd2
Product: DTW domain containing 2
Exons: 6
Coding region: 1-885 (294 amino acids)
Source: RefSeq, a predicted model, not a curated record
AUGGAGCCGCAGAAAGAGGCGCGAACACCCCCGGACCUCAUCGUGAGGCCGUCAGGGGCCUUGAGGUCUCAGACGCUUAGUGAGGAGGAGCGGCAGGAGGGCGGUGCAUCGCUGGUAGCGUCCACCUUGGGCGCAGAGGCCGAUAGCGCGAGUGCGGAUGGCCUGUGGGAGUUGCCUGUGGAGCCGGCUGAGCGGAGGCCCGAGUGCAGCCGCUGCAGCCGACCUCAGAAAGUAUGUUUGUGUCCAUUUCUACCAGUACACCCUCUGCACAUCUCUACCCAUUUGUACAUAAUUCAGCAUCCAGCAGAGGAAAACAAAGUGUUGCGGACAGUUCCUCUCCUAGCAGCAUGCCUCCCCCAGGACAAGUGUAAAGUAAAGAUUGGUCGUCGCUUUAGUGAAGAAAGAGAUGUUGAACUUUCAACUGUCUGCCGGAAGUCUAGUACAUUAAUAUUAUAUCCAGGGGCUGAAGCUACAGAUUUGGAAGAAUUUAUAUUAGAUUCUCCUGUUUAUCCUUCUACAAUCAUCAUCAUUGAUGGUACAUGGAGCCAGGCUAAGGAUAUUUUCUAUAAAAAUUCCUUGUUCCGACUUCCUAAACAGGUGCAGUUAAAAACGAACAUUUCCAGUCAGUAUGUCAUUCGGAUGCAGCCAACCAAUAGAUGCCUUUCUACACUGGAAUGUGCUGCUGUUGCUCUUUCCAUCUUGGAGAAGAAUAAUCACAUACAGGAGACUUUGCUUCGUCCUCUUCAAGCUUUAUGCUCUUUCCAACUUCAGCAUGGUGCUCAAAUUCGCCUCAGCAAGGAAUAUCUUCUGAAAAGAUGGAUUAUAUCCCAAGCCAAUGCCAAGGAACAAACGCAAACUCAGGAAAAUGGAACUGUUAAUGAAUAGUGUUAAAAUUUAGUACAAAUUGUUCUUAUGGUGCUAGAUUACCUGACUUUACCAGGCAAUACCAUGUUAUGUUUUGAUACAGUUUAGGCCUGUGUGUUUCUAACUGUAAAGAAUGAAGAUUGAUAUUAAUCUUGUUGGAAAGAAGGAAGUAAAGCAAAUAGCCAUAAAAACAACAUAAAAAAAUUUCACUGACUCUGAAAAUUAAAAUUUCAUACUGUAUUUGUUUAAAAAAAUAUGCCUCUACUACAUUUUUUAAAUCCAAAUUUAAAAUAUGACUAGUUAUAGAACUAGGCUUCGAAGUCCUCAUUUUUAAAGUGGAAGAAAUUGUGCCUAAUUGAAACAGUAUUGUUCCAUUAAUAUUUCUGGGUAACUAGGUGUAGGCCAAUAAUGGAAUGCAUCCUGUACAAGGCAAAAGAAAGUAAUUAUAAUCAAGUAGUUUAAAUCAAAUUUUUAUUUCACGAAAGAGUAUAAAACAAUAAAAAAACUUUAUUCUAUAGAAACUAAACCUCAACUCAGCCAACGUGAUUUAAGUAUUCUGAAAAUUGCCUGAAUUUUUAAAGAGAUGCAUGUUAUUUUGAAAUAGCAUGUAUUCUCAUUUGUUAUUCUGGAUAAAUUUAGAUUUAUUAGUAUUCAUUGAACAGGUUUAUUGACUAACUGAUAAACUAGGUUUUACUAAGUUCCCAUAUAGAAAUAACUGAAGUAGAAUAUUACACAACCAUUAUUUUAAGAACACAUAUCUGUAAGUAAGGUUAUUUAAAACUGUUUUAAUGAGUGAAACUUUCUAUUUGAGACAUCAAAUUGCUCCCCCCCCCCCAGGGAAAUAUUUUCUGAGAUUUUUGAAUAGCAUUAAGAGAAAUAUAUACAAUGUUUAUUUACAUCCACCUUAAAUCUACUACAGUUAGAUUGACAUUUUAGCAAAAAUAAGGGACUUGGUUUUGGUCUCUAUUUAUGACUUCUAGAGUUCCCUUUAAUCCUGAGUUAAGUUGGAAGGAAAAACUAAACAUACAAUUUAAGGAAAGCUUGAUAAAGAUGUGUGUGUGCAUAAAAUGAGUAUAUAUCAUAGAAUUAGUACAUACAGUUUUCAUGCUCAUUUACUUGCUUAUCGUUGACCUAGAUUAGAUCCUUACUAGAAGCUAUAAGACUGGUCACAAUUAGAAUUAUAAUUAAUGUUUGGGAAAACCAUGCAGAAAAUACUUUAAAACAAUGAACGAAAGUUAGAUUCCUAUUUUUCAUUGUUGGCUUAUUUUUGGAUUUAAGAAACAGAUUAGCUCAUUUACCUAAAAUACCUAAUUUAAAUUAGGUAUUAACAUUAAUACCUAAUUAGCAUUAUUUGGUAUUAAAGAAGAAAUAAUAAUGUGUAAUUGUUUCUUAACAACUGGGUUAAAAUAAUCUUGCAGUAAAUUUUUAUGUUAAAAUUAAACUUCACAAAUUACCUUUAGUAUUAUUACUGAUUUAAAAAAACUCCUACAUAAGAUACCAUUUAUAUUUUCAAAACUUCAAUUUAUGUUGACUUUUAAAAAUAUACUUUUAUCUUUUAAAUGCAUUUGAGAGUAUUUUUUGAGCACUUGAAAAGCAUAAAUUUCACUGUUUGGGAAAUGUAUAAAUGUUUUUUUCAAGAAAGUUUAUGUAGUUUUCCAAAUUAUUUACUGAUUUCUUAAUUGAUUUUAAUUAUUUUUUACAAUUGUUUUUAUUGACAUGUUAACAUGGUAAUUCCAUUUAAUCUAAUAAUAAGGUGAUUCCAUUUGAUCUUCUUUGGCAUGCCAUCUUUCUCUUAAGUCACCUGUUCUUAUGAAGCUUUUUAAAUGUUAUUAAUUUUAUCAUUUUUUUUUAUACCGAGGAUUGAACUCAGGGGUAUUUGACCACUGAGCCACAUCCCAGCCCUAUUUUGUAUUUUAUUUAGAGACAGGAUCUCACUGAGUUGCUUAGGGCCUCCCUAAGUUGCUGAGGCUGGCUUUGAACCCAUGAUCCUCCUGCCUCAGCCUCCCGAGCCACUGGUAUUACAGGUGUGUGCCACCAGACCUGGCUAAUUUUAUUGUUUUUAAUUACUAAAAAUUCUCAAAGUAUGUAGAAUUGUGUGCAUAUUUUAACUACAAAUUUAAUUUGGCUUUUAAAAAUUGUUACAUUUUUGUUGUAUUAGUUGGUCUUUGAAUCCACAUGCUUUAUGUUUACUGGAGUUUCCCAAAUUAGUUUCAUGUUUUUGGAUUUGUUGCUGAUAGCUGGCUUUAUGUGUACACUUUAACUGCACUCUGAUAUAGUAUAGAUUAUUUUGUGAGUUGUGAUUUGAAUCAUGUUAACUCAGAGAAUAGUAUUUCCUCAUGCACAAGAUGACUAUGCUCUUAACCCAUUUAUGAUAGGUUUAAAAUCACUAUGUGUACUGAGGGAUGUUUUUGAGAGGUUCUCACACAUAUAAGGGUUGAAAACUAGAGUAUACAAACUAAAUCUCAGUAUGUGGCAAUUUUCUAUACCUAGAGUUGUGAUCAAUUGUAUGUGGACUUCGGUAGUUAUAUUAGGGAAAAUUCUCCUCCUGAACUUUAAGAUUCCAAACACAGCUUUCCUUAAAUAAGACUGCUCAUAUUUUAGGUUUUGUUUUGAAGAUUUUAGAAGAAACACACGCCUUACUAACAUUGUUUGUUAAUUAUAUAGAAAAGUACUUAACUUCCUGUUUCUUUAUCAGAUUUUCUAUCUUAUGGAUAAAUUUUUGACCGUUGGAUAUAUUUGUUUAUUAGUAUAGAAGUAAAUUUUAUUGAUAUUACAGUCAAAGAUUGGAUCAGAGUAGUAAACUCAAAAGUUUCUUGUUUUUUUCCUUUUUAAUUUGUUCUGGGAAUUGAACCCAGGGCAUUCUAUGUGCUGGGAAAAUGCUCAACCAGCAAGCUAAAUUCCCAGCCUAGUGAAUUAAAAACUUUCAUAUAACUGUAGUUUAUUAUGCAGAUUUACUUCUUUAAAACAGGUAUGAAUGGAUAUUUUUAUAAAUAAAUAAUACUAUGUUUUAGAUGUAA